Molecule: messenger RNA, 4064 nt
Organism: Gymnodraco acuticeps
Lineage: Eukaryota; Metazoa; Chordata; Actinopteri; Perciformes; Bathydraconidae
Gene: fsd1
Product: fibronectin type III and SPRY domain containing 1
Exons: 13
Coding region: 316-1749 (477 amino acids)
Molecular function (GO): protein binding
Source: RefSeq, a predicted model, not a curated record
CGAAGGCGUUGGUGGUUGGUGUCCGUCCGAGGAUGCGUUGCACUCCGGCAGCAUCAGUACCAGCUCCGCCGUGCAUAUAAAGCUAAAUACCCGGAGGACGGAGCAGAAAUUCGGGCUGUGUUUGUGGCUACAACCGCCCCGGAGCUUCGGAGAUGGGGGACCAGAAGGUGAGCCGGAUCCGGAGGAACAGGUGUCUCUGAUGGGGGAAGCCGAUUGAGGCAGGGCGUAGUGUACAAAGGAAGGAGGGGGACAAGCUGCAGGAUUUGGGAGUUUGUGGAUGCGGAAUCUCUGCGUAAGAUCACCCACACGCUGGCCAUGAAGAACGAGGAGAUUUCAAACUUUGUCUGCACCCUCAAACAGAACCUCGAGAACUUGGAGGGGAACACGAACAGGGUCCAGGAGGAUCUGGAGUCUGAGUUCACCGCCCUGAAUGCUGUUCUGGUCGAGAUGAAGGAAAACAUGGUGACUCGCAUCAAACAGGAGAGAGCCAGCCGCACAUACGAGCUACAGAGUCAGCUGAGCGCCUGCUCCAAAGCCCUGGAGAGUUCAGAGGAGCUGCUGGAGCUGGCCAAUCAGACGCUCUGCUCCUCCGAGACGGACGGUUUCAAUCAGGCGGCCAAAGACAUUAAGGAUAGCGUCACAAUGGCUCCAGCCUUUCGCCUCUCCCUGAAGGCUAAAGCCAGCGACAACAUGAGUCACUUGAUGGUGGAUUUCAGCCAGGAGAGGGAGGUGUUGCAGGGACUCAAGUUUCUCCCAGUUCCUGGCACUCCAGAGAUCCAGGUGUCAGAGUGCCAGGUGUGUGACAACACGGUGACGGUAGUUUGGACUCUACCGGAGCCCGACAGCAAGAUCGAACACUACAUCCUGGAGCACCGGCGCACAAACCACGAAGGGCCGCCGCGCCUCAGAGAGGAUUACCCCUGGAUGGUGGUGGAGGGGAUCCGGGAGAUGGAGCACUCACUCAUCGGUCUGCGCUUUGACACCCGCUACUUGACGUUCAGAGUGAGAGCGUGUAACAAGGCCGUGGCGGGAGAGUUUUCUGAGCUGGUCACACUGGAAACCCACGCCUUCAACUUCAAACUGGACUCUGGUUCGGCGCACCAGAACCUGAAGGUGGAGGACCUGAGUGUGGAGUGGGACAGCUGUGGAGGAAAGAUCCAGGACAUCCGCAAGGAAAAGACCCGAACCAACUCCCCGAUGCACUCUCCUGCCAGGUCGGCCCUGAAUUCUCCUAAGAGGACGCCGACAGCCCGGCCCGGCAGAGACAGAUUCACAGCAGAGUCCUACACAGUGCUGGCUGACACCUCCAUCGACGCCGGCCAGCACUACUGGGAGGUGCGGUUUGACAAGGAGAGCAAAGCCUUCGCUGUGGGCGUGGCCCUGCGGAGCCUCGGACGCUUCGACCAGCUGGGGAAGAGCAGCGCGUCCUGGUGCAUCCACCUGAACAACUGGCUUCAGCAGAGCCUCACCGCCAAGCACAACAACAAGGCCCGCACGCUGGACUGCGCCAUCCCCGACCGCAUCGGAGUCUACGUCAACUACGACGAAGGUGUUCUGUCGUUCUACAACUCCAAAACUAAACAGCUGAUGCACACCUUCAAAACCAAGUUCCCGCAGCCUGUUAUACCAGCUUUCAUGGUGUGGAACGGCACGUUCUCGGUGCUGACGGGCAUGCAGGUUCCCAGCCUGGUGCAGAGCGGCCAGCGGAGGAACAGCAACACCAGCAGCUCCAACGCCAGCCUCACCUAGACCCCCCCCCCCCCCCCCACUUUAUCCUGCUGGACGCUCUGCUUUAACACAGUCACCGCUGCAGAACAUCGCCUCAGCCCUGGCUGGGGUCCAAGCCUCAUAUCAUAGAAGAGUUACAUCACUGGAUGGUUCAACCUGUUCCAGCGUAACAACGAAAAUGGUUUUGGCAAGAAGUGAGUCAUCUGCCAGUGACAGAGCUCUUCAGGUGUAUGACUGCGGCUGGUGUUGUUGCUUGAGACACAUUAGCUGAACUAGUUUUUCUUCUCUCUACACAUCAUUUAGCACUGUCCCACUGCUGCUAGAGCAAAGAUUUAGCGCUGGCCGCUGCCCUUCCUUCCUUGCCAUCAUCAGAAACUGUCAGAAGUACUGUCGAUGCAGCUCUCCCUGUGCCUUCCUUCUCAUUUCCAAAUCGGGUGAUGCUUUGAUAUAUUUCAAUGCGAGAAAUCUCUCUAUUUCCAGUUAAAAGAACGUGUUGUGUCAGUGUCAUUAUAACCUGGUUGUAACGUAGCUUAGUGGUAAUCAAUCUGCCAUCAGCCAACCUAUUUAACCCAAAUAACCGGCUCCUAGACAAUGCUAGUGAUAUAAUGUAGUUUAUUUAACCAGGUUUUAAUCAAACUCUACUCUGCCACUUACGGAUCAUCAAGAAAUACUUCACUUCCAAAAAGAUAACUUUUACAUCAAUUAUUCCCCCCGUGCUACAUUGAAUUCUUGAAGAAAACAUUGUGUUUCUUGCAUGCCUCCACAGUGAAAUAAGAAUCCAAAAACAGGGAGAAGUCUUAAUGCAUGACUUUAUAAAGAGUCUUACACUUGCACAGACUUGCUGCUCUAUGUGCAAGUCCUUUAUAUGUGGAAGAGUUUGAAAUACUAAUGAUUUAAAAGAAGAAAAAUCAUAUGUAGGGAGGUCGUGAGCAUACGACUACACAAAUCUGACUUUAAUUAUGCUGCACUGGUUGUGUUAGAGUUUGUAAACGUAUUGCAGCGACAAAAUUACAAGGAAAUCAAACAGAAAAUCUACUCAAAAUGUAAACCGCUGUUGAGGCACUAGUUACCAAACCUUAUGCAGGGAAAAGGAUCCAAAGGCAGGAACGUCAUUUAUGCAGUUUAUUCCAAUCAACAAUGAUUUUCCUAUAUUCUUGCCCUGUGCCUUUCCUCUGGCAUUCCUUGUCUUACCCUGGUAAAAAACCAUUUGCCCUUGCUGGUGUGCUGAUCCCACCACCACCUGUAUCCAAUAUAUACAUAACCAGCAUGUGCCAAAAUCACCCAGUGCCCAAAACUGCCUUUAAAAUAAAGGCAUAAACAACGAUGUCAAUCAACUUAUAUUACACUAGAUAAAAGGUAUAUUUACCACAAAGAAAAACAGCAAGAAAAUAACUGUUUUCCAUUGAAAUAAUGUAAAUCAAUGAAGGGCUCCAAAUCAUAUGUAUCUAAAUAUUUUUGCUGUUAUUGAAUUUCAGAAAAUAUUCAGUUUUUGGAUUCUUCGGUGUCUUUGGGGGCAUGCGGGUAAAUGAAGGAUUUGUUGAAGAAUUCAAGAGAAAAUGGGAUGAGUAAUUUGGCAGGGCAGUAUUCUUUUAGUACAACACAUAUUCCAAACUUUAUAUUUUACCUCUCGCUAAUGCAUGCAGACUUAACAGCGUUUACUGCAUUUUACUUAUUUUGGUCAGGUCCCACUCUGUCAUUUAGCCUCCUGCUGAGGUUCUGUUUUAAUUCAGAGUCGAUGUUUGCUGUGAGUUUAAUCUUUCAGCGAGACUGCACAGAAAGUUAAAAGUGAGUUUUAGUCAGUGCACCUCAGAUAUCCAGGAUUUUGGAAACAACUGUACUGUAUUCAUCCUAUUCACCUCACUGCACACUAAUGCUUGUUUGUACAGUAUGAUUGUGUCUAAAAACACCACUGUUUGCUGAAAAGGAAUCCCAUUAUGAGUAGUGGACUGCCCUGUAAUCCAAAUAUAACAAAUAGCUAGCAAGUAGCCUCAGCUAACAAAAUGUAUUGAGAGUUAGUCAGGAUGAGAAACAAAAGUGUUUAAUUCUGGAAAAUGAUGUUAUGAAGUUCCUAUCAGCCCGACCUCUGAGUAGCGUCCACGUCAUGUUACAGUCUUGCUUCUCCAUGUUGCUCCCGCUGUAUGCAUCUCCUGAAUAACUGUAGCCUGCAAUGCUUUAAAGAAAAUUAUGUUGACUUUAUUUCACUCGCUGACACAAUGUCACAGUUUAUUGUAAAUAGUUUUCCACUAUAGUGUGUCAGCCAUUGAGGUAUUAAAGGAGCAAAAGCACUUUGUUCUUGGAUUUAUGCUUCAACAAGGAAUAAAAGAAAGUAAGAAACA